Messenger RNA from Didymodactylos carnosus, 345 nucleotides. NCBI's taxonomy places the organism in Eukaryota, Metazoa, Rotifera, Eurotatoria, Philodinida, Philodinidae. The record is from the annotation of a GenBank genome assembly.
AUGAGCGAAAUCAAAGAAAGUCUUGACAAGAUUGCUUUCGAACAAGGUACUCGGCAAAUUGUUGAUCUAGUAUCAGCUAUCGUUAGUACUCGUGGUAAAAAAAGCAUCAUUGGAUAUGUAUAUAAAACAGCGGAAGAAAAACUGUGGAUGUUCGCUGAUGAAAAUCCUGAACAACGUUCACUGGUUAUACUUCGUCCUGGAGGUUUCAUGUCCAAUCAUUUUAUGCAUGAUGUUCAUAGUAUUAAACAUUCAGAUAAAAUUGUCUUUUGUGGAUUACCUUCGUCGCCAACGACUUGGAUCGCUACAAAAGAUAUAGCUGAUUGUGCUGUACACUGUAAAAAAUAA